CUUUCAAUUGCACUUAUGCAAAACACAUCAAUGGAUCUCUUCAUAGUCUUGGCGAUUUGUCUUUCUUGUUUGAUUCUCCUUUUCCUAUGGAACCGAAGCUAUGCCCAAGGGAAGCUGCCACCUGGUCCUACUCCUCUCCCAAUUGUUGGAAACGUUCUACAGAUAAAUAUUAAGAACAUCAAGGAAUCCAUAAGCAAGCUAGCAAAAGUCUACGGCCCGGUGUUCACUGUGUACUUUGGAAGGAAGCCCACUGUGGUGCUCUAUGGAUAUGAGGCAGUGAAGGAAGCCCUGAUUGAUCGGGCUGAGGAGUUCUCUGGCAGAGGCAGUUUUCCAAUUAUAGACAAUAUCUUCCAGGGAUCAGGUAUUGUUUUCAGCAAUGGGGAAAUAUGGAAACAAACUCGGCGAUUCUCCCUCAUGGUUUUGCGGAAUAUGGGAAUGGGAAAGAAGACUAUUGAAGACAGAAUACAAGAAGAAGCCUUGUGUCUGGUGGAAGCAUUACGAAAGACCAAUGCAUCUCCCUGUGAUCCUACUUUCCUUCUGAGCUGUGUUCCCUGCAAUGUGAUCUGCUCCAUUAUUUUCCAAAACCGUUUUGAGUACAGUGACAAGCAAUUUCUAACCUUGAUAAACUAUUUUCAUGAGAACUUCAGAAUUGUAAGCACCUUCUGGAUACAGCUCUACAAUUCUUUCCCCUUUUUAAUACAUUAUCUCCCAGGAAGUCAUAAUGAAUUAUUUAAAAACAUUGCUGAACAGAAAAAAUUUAUUUUGGAGAAAGUAAAAGAACACCAGGAAUCCCUAGACCUCAACAACCCUCGAGACUUUAUUGACUACUUUCUGAUUAAAAUGGAAAAGGAAAAGCACAAUAAACACUCUAUAUUUACUAUGGACCACUUGAUCACCACCAUAUUGGAUGUGUUUGGUGCAGGAACAGAAACCACGAGCUCCACCCUUAAAUAUGGAGUCUUGCUUCUGCUGAAGCACCCGGAAGUUACAGCUAAAGUCCAGGAAGAGAUUGACCGUGUGGUUGGCAGAGAACGGAGCCCCUGCAUGCAAGACAGGAGCCACAUGCCCUACACAGAUGCUGUGGUGCAUGAGAUCCAGAGAUACAUUGACCUCAUCCCUAACAACCUGCCCCAUGUGGUGAGCCAGGACAUUGAGUUCAGAGACUACUUUAUUCCAAAGGGCACAACCAUAUUUACAUCUCUGACUUCUGUCCUGCAUGAUGACAAAGAGUUCCCCAACCCAGAUCAAUUUGAUCCCGGCCACUUCCUCGAUGAAAGUGGCAACUUUAAGAAGAGUGACUACUUCAUGCCUUUUUCAGCAGGAAAAAGAGUUUGUGCUGGAGAAGGCCUCGCCCGCAUGGAGCUGUUUUUACUACUGACGCACAUAUUACAGCAUUUUACCUUGAAAUCUGUGGUUGAUCCAAAGGACAUCGACACCACUCCACUUCUCAGUGGGAUAGGCUCUGUAUCACCCUCCUAUGAAGUCUGUUUCAUUCCAGUCUGAAGAAGGACAAGCUGCCAACCACUGAGCCAGUUUUGCUAGCAUUAUCCGAACAAGCAGCUGCUGUACAACUAGUGUUUUAGCUGUUAUCCACCUCUUUCUUAGCAGCAGGAAUGGCAUUUCUGAGCUGUCUCUUCUAAUUCUUCCCAUUCUUGAAAAACUAUAAAGCCUCUAGUGUGAGAUGUAAGACAAUGUCUUUAUGACUUAGACCUCUGCAAAUAUUUCUGAAAAAUUAGGCUACAAAAGCACUAAUGAUGAGAGAUCAACAAACAGGUCUUUCUUUAAAUGAAUAUUUAAACUUCUAUCUAUUCAUCACAAGAUACCAUUUAAGAUAAUCAAAAGGGACGAUGCUCACUAAGUAUUUGCAAUGAAUAUAUCCAUGAAAUGACUUAUAUUCAGAUUUUUCAAAGAACUAAAAAAACAAUCCCACAAAGACACCUCAAGUAUUUUAAAUGGGCAAACUCUUUGACUAGUUACUUCACAGAAGAGGGUUUUCAAGUGGACAAUAAAUAGGAGAAAGGAUAUGCAACUUUUUUAGUUAUGUGGGAAGUAAUAGUAAAAUCACAGUGAAUUACUAGUAUGUACCUACCAUCCACUAAAACCUAUAUCUAUGUGAACAAGGAUGAACAAGGAUGUGUUUUGUUCACUAAUAAAUAUCAAUCACUUGAGCAGUGCCUGGCAUAUGUAGGCUCAAUAAAUACUUGACAAAUGAAUGAUUACCUGAA
Messenger RNA from Phyllostomus hastatus (greater spear-nosed bat), 2225 nucleotides. Its product is annotated as cytochrome P450 2C21-like. NCBI's taxonomy places the organism in Eukaryota, Metazoa, Chordata, Mammalia, Chiroptera, Phyllostomidae. Gene Ontology annotation, cellular component: cytoplasm; intracellular membrane-bounded organelle. Gene Ontology annotation, molecular function: iron ion binding; heme binding; oxidoreductase activity, acting on paired donors, with incorporation or reduction of molecular oxygen, reduced flavin or flavoprotein as one donor, and incorporation of one atom of oxygen. Gene Ontology annotation, biological process: xenobiotic metabolic process. The transcript has 9 exons. The record is from RefSeq and is a predicted model, not a curated record. Bases 16 to 1503 code for a protein of 495 amino acids.